Selaginella moellendorffii is the source of this 1542-nucleotide messenger RNA. RefSeq lists its product as uncharacterized. The record is from RefSeq and is a predicted model, not a curated record. The transcript is spliced from 2 exons. NCBI's taxonomy places the organism in Eukaryota, Viridiplantae, Streptophyta, Lycopodiopsida, Selaginellales, Selaginellaceae. The coding region runs from base 1 to 1542 and encodes 513 amino acids.
AUGGCAGCUGCAAAUGAUCGGCAACAAGAGGCAGCAGAGAAGGGAGUUAUUUGCUUGUUUAGGAUUGCUUAUGCUAUUGCACAAGGUUUUGUUCCUCUUCGCAAAUACCCAUUGCUUCUGGAGCUACAACAGUUGAACGGAGUUUAUGUUCCUAGCAUGUACAAGAACGUGAUGGCCUGCUCACACUUCAUCACUUUCAUCAACAAGGAUUGGGGGCUGGAUAUGAGCAGGUUCGUGGGGUUUGGUUCAGAUGGCUGCAAUGUUAUGACAGGAAACAGGACAAGGGUUGCAGCAAGGUUGAAGGAGGUCAAUCCAUUCAUGACCUCCACACAUUGUCUUUCACACAGAGCUAACUUAUGUGUGGAGGACGUCUACAAGAAUCCAGUAGUUCAUAAUCUUUGCGAUGAAGUGGAUCAGGUGGUGAACAAGGUAGCCAGUUUUUUCUCAAGGAGUUCUAGCAGGUUGCAGCAGCUACAGGCACUACAGGACGAGCUAGACUUCAAGGUGCUGAAGGUGUUGCGGAUCCAGCAGACACGUUGGUUGAGCAGGGGUGGAGCCAUUACCAGGAUGUGUGAGUGUUUGGAACCACUACUCAAGUUUUUUAAGGACGGGAGAACAACUCAAACAAGGAAGCUGUAUGACCGUCUCAGGAGUUUCAAGUUCCUUUAUGCACUCCACUUUCUAGGAGAUAUCUUGGCAGUGGUAAAUCAGCUGAACCUGGAGUUUCAAGCACAGACUAUGGACGUGACUAGUGUUGCACCUUUAUGCAAGGCAACUAUGGCCAAGAUACAGGUAUACUAUUUGGAUAAGCAAGUGGAUUUGAAUGGUUUUCAGUUGGAUAGCAGAGGAUAUCCUAUAAUCCCAGAUGGUGGACGCCGCAAUGGUCCUUUGGAUGAGCUCAGGUCAUCAGUUAAGGGAAACGAAUACAGAGACGUGGAAAUGAUCAGGUCGAUUCAUGGAGAAGAUUUGGAGGAGGUACUAGAGUUUCAAAAAAACUUUGGCACUAGUCUUUUGGAGGGUAUAAGGACCAGGUUACAGGACUCUGAGGCGACUGGUAUUCUCUCCAAGUUCCACUUUUUAGCUCCUAUCAACUUACCUUCAUCAGUGCGUGAGUUGAAAGCUUUUGGUAAGUUUGAGGUUCAGGAACUUGGAAAGUUCUACACAGGGAUGAUCAAUGAAGCAGAGCUGGCUGAAGAGUACAGUUUAUGGAAGAUAAUAGCUUCCGAGGAGUGGAAGGGGAAAACUUUCGUGGAUGUUUGGGGAAUGAUUUAUGCUCACAGUAUCUGGACGAAGAAGUAUCCCAACUUGCUGAAGUUGGCAAUGGUCGGCAUGGUUCAAUGCUGCAACACUGCAUCAUAUGAGCGUGGGUUUAGUAGAAUCAACUUGGUGAAGAAUAAGUUUCGAAACCAGAUGGGGACGGAGAUGGUUGACGAGCUUGUGAGGAUCUCCAUUGAGGGUCUGCCAAUAGCUGAGUUUGAUUUCGAAAUAAUGGUGCAAGCAUGGAAGGAAGGCGCAGCUUAUAGGCAUAUUUAUACAAGCUAA